GCAGAUGAGGAAGUGGCAGGCAGGCUGGCCCUGGGGACUGUUCUCUGGCCCUGCUCCCUUCGAGCCCUCUACUGCUGCCUGCCUGGCCCCCCACUGGCACUGACCUGUGGCCUAGACCCACCCUCCACCCCAUGUGCUGUGCAGCAGGGGUGGGCGGAGGGCGGGGCUGCUGCCAGAUCUAGUCGGACAGGUGGAGCUGCCAGGGCAGGAGUCUCAAAGAGCCAGGCUCCCAGAGAGGAAGGGCAGGAGGAGAGCACCGGAGAGGAGCCGAGAGGCUGGAGAGUCGUUAGCCAGGAUGGAGGCUGUUGUGAACUUGUACCAGGAGAUGAUGAAGCAUGGAGAUCCCCGGAUUCAGAGCUACCCUUUGAUGGGGUCCCCCUUGCUAAUGACCUCCAUUCUCCUGACUUAUGUGUACUUCGUUCUCUCACUUGGGCCUCGACUCAUGGCCAACCGGAAGCCCUUCCAGCUGCGUGGCUUCAUGGUUGUCUACAACUUCUCACUGGUGGCACUCUCCCUCUACAUUGUGUAUGAGUUCCUGAUGUCUGGCUGGCUGCAAAGCUACACCUGGCGCUGUGACCCUGUGGACUAUUCCAACAACCCGGAGGCACUGAGGAUGGUUCGAGUGGCCUGGCUCUUCCUCUUCUCCAAGUUCAUUGAGCUGAUGGACACGGUGAUCUUUAUUCUCCGGAAAAAAGAUGGGCAGGUGACCUUCCUGCAUGUCUUCCACCACUCAGUGCUUCCCUGGAGCUGGUGGUGGGGAGUAAAAAUUGCCCCAGGAGGAAUGGGCUCUUUCCAUGCCAUGGUAAACUCUUCUGUGCAUGUCAUCAUGUACCUGUACUAUGGCUUGUCUGCCCUUGGCCCUGUGGCUCAGCCCUACCUUUGGUGGAAAAAGCACAUGACAGCCAUCCAGCUGAUCCAGUUUGUCCUGGUCUCGCUGCACAUCUCCCAGUACUACUUCAUGGCCAGCUGUAACUACCAGUACCCAGUCAUUAUCCACCUCAUCUGGAUGUACGGCACCAUCUUCUUUGUGCUCUUCUCCAAUUUCUGGUAUCAUUCUUACACCAAAGGCAAGCGGCUACCCCGUGUAGUUCAGCAAAAUGGAGCUCCAGGUACUGCCAAAGUCAAGGCCAACUGAGAAACAUGCUCUAGCUAGGUGCCCACCUAAGUGCCUCAGGACUGCACCUUGGGCAGCAUCCGUCAUUGUCCUUCCCACCUACACCUGUGACCAAGGCUUAUGUGGUCAGGACUGAGCAGGGGACAGGUCUUCCCCUCCCCACAGCGGGUACACAGGGACCACAGCUUCUGUUCCUCACCCACUUCUCCCAGCCAGCCCCAGGGACAUGGCCUGGCCUCAUUGCCCUCUGCCACUCCAGAGCUGGGGGCUGAAAGGGCUGGACGCUUACUUCCCCCUCCCUGCCUUAAACUUGGGAGAGGAGCACUCAGGGCUGGCCCCCACCAGGGUCUUGUGGCCUUUUUCCUCACACUGAAGAGGUCAGCAAUAAUCUGUCACUGUGGACCCAGGCUCCCUCCUUUUCCACCCCACAGGUCAGAGUGGGUGGGAGGCCGGGGAAUACAGCCUGUGGAGACUGCUCACUACUCAUGUCUUCAUUAAAAGUGACAGAGGAAACCAC
This is a messenger RNA of Pteronotus mesoamericanus, 1631 nucleotides long. It is a transcript of the gene ELOVL1, whose product is annotated as ELOVL fatty acid elongase 1. The transcript is spliced from 9 exons. Gene Ontology annotation, molecular function: fatty acid elongase activity. Bases 296 to 1135 code for a protein of 279 amino acids. Gene Ontology annotation, cellular component: endoplasmic reticulum membrane; endoplasmic reticulum. The record is from RefSeq and is a predicted model, not a curated record. Gene Ontology annotation, biological process: fatty acid elongation, saturated fatty acid; very long-chain fatty acid biosynthetic process; fatty acid elongation, monounsaturated fatty acid. Lineage: Eukaryota; Metazoa; Chordata; Mammalia; Chiroptera; Mormoopidae.